UCAUGCUAAAGCUACAAAAAUAACAGUGAAAAUUGUCUGAAAAUCAGCAUUUCUAAAUUGACCUCAACAAUUUCUGAUUUCUUAGCAUUUGUUUUCAUCAUUUCCCAUUCAUUUUAAUGGCUUUCAAAUUAGUCCAAGGGAUACUUAAAUCUAGGGUUCAAAUUUCAUCUGUAAAUAAACUGCUAUCCCAUGAGGCGCUUGUUUACAAACCUUUAAUUCGGCAAAAUUCAAACUUUUGUCCUGACGAUGCGCCUGUAAGUGAGAUGGAAAAUCCAUUUAAAAAGAAAGUCACUCAGUGUAUACUGUGUAAAUACAAAAUUGAGUUAAACUACAAGAAUCCUCGUCUUCUAAGUCAAUUUAUCUCACCCCUAACUGGAUCAAUUUAUGACAAACAUAUAACUGGUUUAUGCGAAGGCCAACAGAACAAGCUGAUUGACAUGCUUAAAAAAUCUCGAUAUAAUGGUUUCAUGGGAUACAUCUUUAAGGAUCCAAGAUUCAAAAAUGACCCUAAACUUUUCGACCCCACACGACCUUUGAGACCAAACCCCCACUAAUAAUAUUUAACAAUUUGCCUGUCUGUCAGUAGAAAAUAGAUAUAAAAAUAGAAAUGAAAUUGAACCGUAAUUUCAAUAGAAGAUCCAACAAUGUUUGUCCAAAAGAAGUUUGUUUCAACAUUUUGAUAAUUUAUGAAUUAUAAGAUCUUUAAGUUUUA
Molecule: messenger RNA, 712 nt
Organism: Tetranychus urticae (two-spotted spider mite)
Lineage: Eukaryota; Metazoa; Arthropoda; Arachnida; Trombidiformes; Tetranychidae
Gene: mRpS18C
Product: mitochondrial ribosomal protein S18C
Biological process (GO): mitochondrial translation
Cellular component (GO): mitochondrial small ribosomal subunit; ribosome
Molecular function (GO): small ribosomal subunit rRNA binding; structural constituent of ribosome
Source: RefSeq, a predicted model, not a curated record